GAAAAGGACAAGUUGUAUUUCUUCAUCUUUCUUUGGCUCGUGCCCUACAGUACUCCGCGGCUGCCUGCCAACCCGGUAAUCGCAGAGGCAGGUCAUCGUCGGAUUUGAUCUUGACGGCUGACCCGUCCCGCCGGCGGUAGCUGCAGCCAGUGCCUCGCCCCCCUUCCAUAUAACACCAACCUCCUCCGCGAUCGCAAUCGCCACCAACCCCAUCGAGAAGCAGACGCCACCACCGCGAUUCGAAUCGCCGCCGUCUCAAACUCAAAACUCACAGAUCGAUCAGAUCAUGGGGGACGUGGUCAAGGACCUGGUGGCGGGCACCGUCGGGGGAGCGGCCAACCUCAUCGUCGGCCACCCCUUCGACACCAUCAAGGUCAAGCUCCAGAGCCAGCCCACCCCUGCCCCCGGCCAAUUCCCCAAGUACGCCGGCGCCGUCGACGCCGUCAAGCAGACCAUCGCCACCGAGGGCCCCAGGGGCCUCUACAAGGGGAUGGGUGCGCCGCUCGCCACCGUCGCCGCCUUCAACGCCCUCCUCUUCACCGUCAGGGGCCAGAUGGAGGCCCUGCUGCGCUCCGAGCCCGGCCAGCCUCUCACGGUCAACCAGCAGGUCGUCGCCGGUGCGGGUGCUGGUGUUGCCGUCUCCUUCCUCGCUUGCCCAACUGAGCUCAUCAAGUGCAGGUUGCAGGCCCAGAGUGCUUUAGCCGAGGCAGCUGCUGCUUCUGGCGUAGCCCUACCCAAAGGACCAAUUGAUGUGGCAAAGCACGUCGUCAGGGAAGCCGGCAUGAAGGGUUUGUUCAAGGGCCUUGUCCCUACAAUGGGCCGCGAGGUUCCUGGCAAUGCCGUGAUGUUUGGUGUGUAUGAAGGCACCAAGCAGUACCUCGCCGGUGGUCAGGACACAUCAAACCUCGGCAGGGGCUCUCUCAUCCUAUCCGGAGGCCUUGCUGGGGCGGUGUUCUGGCUCUCGGUUUACCCUACCGACGUCGUGAAGAGCGUGAUUCAGGUGGAUGACUACAAGAAGCCAAGGUACUCAGGGUCAGUCGACGCUUUCAAGAAGAUUCUCGCGGCCGAUGGAGUGAAGGGCUUGUACAAGGGGUUUGGACCUGCCAUGGCUCGUAGUGUCCCGGCCAAUGCUGCGACAUUCCUGGCGUAUGAGAUUACAAGAUCGGCUCUAGGCUGAUUGAUUGCUGGUUCCAAUGGCCAUUUCUAUCUCUUAUCAUGGUUGAAACAACAACCAGGCUGUGCAGUUGAGGGGGGGAAAAAGCAGCAGUAGCAGUUCCAAUCCUGUUUUGCAAGUUUAUUUCAUCUGCAACAUUGUGAUUCAAAACAUUGAAGUAUGGAAGAUGCAACAGCGAGCAAGAUCGCUGGCUCUGCAUUUUUUGUC
Molecule: messenger RNA, 1381 nt
Organism: Oryza sativa Japonica Group (Japanese rice)
Lineage: Eukaryota; Viridiplantae; Streptophyta; Magnoliopsida; Poales; Poaceae
Product: mitochondrial carnitine/acylcarnitine carrier-like protein
Biological process (GO): mitochondrial L-ornithine transmembrane transport
Molecular function (GO): L-ornithine transmembrane transporter activity
Source: RefSeq, a predicted model, not a curated record